Messenger RNA from Sclerotinia sclerotiorum 1980 UF-70, 2319 nucleotides. RefSeq lists its product as hypothetical. Lineage: Eukaryota; Fungi; Ascomycota; Leotiomycetes; Helotiales; Sclerotiniaceae. Gene Ontology annotation, cellular component: Golgi membrane; Ric1-Rgp1 guanyl-nucleotide exchange factor complex. Gene Ontology annotation, biological process: retrograde transport, endosome to Golgi. Bases 1 to 2319 code for a protein of 772 amino acids. The record is from RefSeq and is a predicted model, not a curated record. The transcript has 3 exons.
AUGUCAGCUCUUCAAUCCAAUAUUCGUGUUUUUAUACAGUGGAAGGAACAAACUGUAUUCGCUGGCGAAGAUAUAGAGUGUCAAAUUACUUUCAAAAAUGUUGCGACGACUCCGCCAUCAUCAAAAUCAUCAUUAAAUUCAUCCGGAUCCAAUGCGUUCCUUCAGUCACCCGAAAGGCACAGAAGACCUCCGUCGCAGAUUAAGAAUUCCUCCUUGAGUCCACGAUCUGGUAUUCCAAACAGAGGUGACCAUCGAUCAUCUCUUUCCUUGACGGUACCACCCGAAUCAGUACAUUCAAAACAAUCGGAACAAUGGAGUCGUGGAGUAUCGAGGUAUGGGAGAGGAGGAGAAGGGCACAAGCGGUCCCUGUCUAUCAUAUCGAUGGGAGCUAGUGAGAGUGCUGCCGAUGAAGCCGCCAGUCACGGAAGCUUGGCUGAGAGGUCUGAUAGAGGUGAAAGAGGUCAUGGCCGGUCUGCAAGCUUGCAAAUCGUUCCGCGAAGGAAUGGACUUAAUGGAGGACCUAUGACAGCACCACUUAACUCCCGAAUACCUCCGCAUUCUUCUCCGACGAUGGGCUCGUCUUUCCCACCGAAUUCAUCCGUACCGAAUACCCAACGACGACAUACAGGUACAAGUACUGUGCCAGGUACAACAGGACUUGGAGCACAUGUUGCAAGACGUAAAGAAUCUAUUCCACUUGCUCCGGCUUUUAAAUUUCCCUCUUCGCCGACGCAUAGCCGGCGAAACUCACAUGUUGAAGAUGAUAGCGCAAGCUACAAAUCUCAUGAUAACAAUCGAUUGCUCUCGCCAAGGUCGAGAGACACUACUCUUAGUAUACCGGACCAGAUAACCCCGGCACCUAUAGCAAGAAUACUCUCACCCUCUAGUAUGGGGGGAACACCACGAAGUAGCGGGGAAUUCUACACUCUAAGCAACAACUCAACGGAAACUCUCGUCUCCGAAUACUUGCCACAACCAUCAAAUCGAAUGCCUCCGUACAGUGGGCACCAUAUAAAACGAUCUUCGAACCUAGCUCCAAGUAGCAAUCACAAGGCACCAGAAACUUUGAUGAUGGGUUACGCUCAAAUACAUGGGUCUUUUAUGCUAGAUCCAGCUUUAAUUAGUCAAGCACCAUUUGAAGAAGUGAAACGGAAAGGUGCAGUCGGUGGGCAAGGUGGUGGUGUGAUUGGAGUCGAAACCAAUAAGAGAGACAGUGGCCUCUUGCGAACCUUUGGUUGGGGGAGCAUAGGUGAAUCUAUCGGUGGUCUAUUAGGAAGUGGCGAGCUCAGUAGCAUUAAAGAUAUGCGAGUCAUCGGCACUCAAAGACCAGGAGGUGCCAAAGAGCAACAAGUCAAGUCCGUUGAAAUCCCAUUUAGACUCCUAGGGAGUGUGAAUUCUCAUGGAGAGCUUCUUGGGCAUGAUCUCAUGUUACCUUAUAUACUACUUCGAGAUCAAGCCCGAAUUCAAACCAUUAAUAUACCAUCCAACGAGGGCUUGAAUUUAUCACCAAAAACGCUUUCGAUUAAUACACAUAAAUCGCAAAAACCAAACGAUUCUAAUCUAAGCGAUUUCCUUGCAUAUGUUGAUGAAUUGAUUUCGAAGCCACGAAGAAAUUCUAGCUUUGGCCUAUUAUCACCCACAGACACUAUAGGAUCCAGGCAUCAGUCUAUCAUUGAAGAACCUGCAACUGCAAAAGAAGCUAUUGAUAUGGCCAUCCUUCGCAGUAACAUCGCCACAGAAUCCCGACAAAGUGCGAAUCGAUUCGAAAUCGCUCGUGGUGGAAAGCGAGUUGCGGUAGUCAUGUUAGCUAGACCAGCAUAUCGUCUAGGUGAAACCAUCACUGUAGCUAUCGAGUUUACUGAUGCUGGAAUUCCCUGUUAUGCAGUCCAUUGUGCUUUAGAAACAUCCGAGAAGGUUGAUCAAUCUAUCGCACUACGUUCAGAAGCAAGCAUAUUUCGUGUCACUCGCCGUGUUCACGUUUCGCAUUCGGAAUCUACUCUCUUUGCUCGCCGCAUAGUUUUUUCUCCUACAAUUCCUGUCACGGCAACUCCUGAGUUCAUCACUAGUGGCGUAUCACUCGAUUGGCGUAUUCGCAUAGAAUUUGUUACACCUAGACUAGCAACCAUUGAUAAUGAGGUUAUUGAUUUAUCCCCGGCAUUGUUGGAAGAAUAUACGAAUGAUGAACGCGGGGUGAUCUAUGCAGCAGUUCAAGGACUUGAAUGUGAAAGCUUCGAGGUUGCUGUUCCAAUUAGAGUAUAUGGUGCUUUGGCUGGCACUACAGAAAAAGAAGAAAGCGAAGGAAUGGGCCUUGUUGUGUAA